AAUUGUUCAGCCUUGGUUGGUUGGCAACGACAUUUCACAUCACAUCACACAACCUUUGUUUUGGGUCCUUUGAUUAUUCCAAAAUUUCGACUAAAUCAAGAUAAAAUAAUCAGUCUUUUAUGAAAUUGAAUGUGAAAUAUCGUGUUGUGUUUCUAUUGGCACUUGUUCGGAGCUGAAUAAUAAAGAUAUCCAGUUGAGCAAGUGUCUGUCCUGGCUGCUGCGACACGGCGCGACGCGAGAGGGGCUCGUUGUCAGCCCUGAAGGAUAUGUAGAUGUGAACGCAAUACUUCAACACAAGUCUAUCAGAGGCAAACACAGCCGAAGUGACAUCCAGAGAGUUGUUGAAACGAACGACAAACAGCGAUUCAAGCUGCGAUCCAACCCACUGACCGGAGCCCUGGAGAUCAAAGCCAACCAGGGACACUCCAUAGCACAGGUUUCUGAUGCUGAACUAAUACCUAUUCUAGAGGUGAACAACUAUAUCCGUGACCAUGGAAGCUUCAGGAGGAGAACCAUCGGACCCAAGAUCCGCCCGCAAAGUCGAAUCACCCUCCUUUGCUCCGACGCCAUUGGGACCGAAGGUCGCUCCCUCCGCCCCUAAGCCUUUCCCUUCAAAAUCUAACUCUCAGUCGCCAAUUAAAGUCGCUCAAACUGCCUCCAACACAAAUACUACAUCAGACCAGUCUGUCAGACCCCAGUCAGUCAGUCCGGCGAGUUCUAUUCGUGCUGUAUCAUCUAACUCGUCAGGUUCCCCUGGUCCGUCGCCUCCUCCAGGACAGUCUUCUGCACCAGUUGGUACUGUGGCGUCAGAGUCUAAACCCGCUGCGCCUGUCCAGGCACCCCAAUCGGUCAGUCCCACGACUCCUAAUGCGACUGUGUCACCAAACUCGCCAAAUUCCCCAGGUUCUUCGACCAAACUAGACAAGCCUUCUCUCCCAGUUGGUGCUGUGACUUCUGAACCUACCCCCGCUACGCCGCCUGUCCGGACACCCAAGGCGGUUAGUCCCACGACUUCUAACCCGACCGCAUCAUCAAGCUCGUCGAGUUCCCAUGCUCCAUCGCCUACUUUGCCACCUGGUGGGUCAGGUUCGGCGUCUUCAGGGUCGAAACCGAGCACACCUAGCAAGACGGCUGCGCCGGUUGUGACCGCGUCUCCUAAACGUAAACCCACGACAUCCGGGAAAGCACUGCAGUCGGUUGGUCCCGCAUCAUCUCCUAUCCGCAACCCUACUCCUGGCCCGGCCAAACAGCCUCCUAGGAAUUCAGGGCCGAAUGGCCGUGGAAAUGAGGGUUCCCCUCGACACAACCAACGCAGGUAUCGCUCCAACGGUGAUCGUGAGUCUGCUAUCGAAGACCCGAAAAGAGUACUGGUUACUGGCUACCCACAGUACGCGCUGGCUCCAGACCUACUGCGAGUGUUCGCCAAGUUCGGGAACGUUAAGGUCGACAGGAUCAACAACAAGGUCGCGAUUCUGUCCUACCCCACCGCGGAGGAGGCCAAGCAGGCCCUACAGGAAUCGAAGAGAGUGAACGUCUACGGCGAGUUCCUGACAGUGCGGCCCUACACCGACCAGCGCUAUACGGACCUCAACUACCGCCCGAUGAUCAACAAGUUUGACUUUCCACGGACCAAGCAGAAAUCUAUGCCGUACGACCCGAAGCAGCUGGACUUUAGUGGGGACUUUGACAGACAGCUGGAGGGACUGCUGGCUGCUGUGCGACUGUCAAAGGACGCCGUCAACAAGCUCUCUACGCUCUACACAGAUGUGGAGCGCGCCUUACAACCCACAUGGCCGGGUUGCGUGGCCAUCCCUUUCGGCUCCAUCACGACCGGCCUCGGCGUGCGCACAAGCGAUGCGGACUGCUUCGUGCACAUUCCCGCGCAGUUCCGCAACCCGCAGAUCAAUUUCGUGCAGCGAGCUAAACGCAUCCUACAAAUGUAUCCCGAUGUGUUCUCCGAGAUAUUGUCCAUCCCUCGGGCGAACACCCCGAUCGUGAAGUUCUUCCACGUGCCGACGGAGACCAACUGCGACUUGACGUUCAAGACGCCGCUGGGCGCGCAGAACAGCAAGCUGGUGGCGUUCUUGCUGCACGCCGACCCACGCCUCAUUCCCAUGGCCGUCGUCAUCAAGUACUGGGCCAAGGUCCACGAGUUCUCCGGCACGGGCAAGCUGACGAACUACGCGCUGACGAUGCUGAUGCUGUUCUACCUGCAGCAGCCGCCGCGCGCGCUGCUCCCGCCGGCGCGCUGGCUGCAGCGGGACCCUCAGCAUGACCGGCUAGUGGACGGCUGGAACACCGGCUUCGACGACUCGCAGGACUCGCUACCGCCGAGCACGAACACGGCAACGAUAGCGGAGUUAAUCGGCGGGUUCUUCGAGUUCUACUCCAUGUUCAACUUCGAGGAGAUGAUCGUGUGCCCGUACCUGGGCACGGCAGUCAAUAAAAAGGCCUUCGAGCCCGCCGGCGUCGCGCCCGACGAGUUCGCGAUAUACAAGGCUAAUGUUCUCGCGGGACGGGCGUUGCCUCUACGGGCAUCGACCUCAUUCUGCGUUCAGGAUCCGUUCGAGCAGAGCCACAAUGUAGCCUCGGCCGUCAGCCCGCGGCUCGCCGCCGAGAUCAAAGCCUACCUGAAGUUCGCCGCCAACGCCUACGAGAAAGACAAAGCCACCGGCUGCAAAAACUUUUUACGGGAGCUGCUCCUCGAGCGACCUAAAUUCGCGCGCGUCAAAUCCAACCCGGAGUACCGAGUGAAUCUAUUCCCGCGCAUCAUCGUCACGAUUAUCGAUCCCGACUGGAAGCCGAUAGUGCGGGAUUGCGUGUUCGUCAUCUUCGAGAAGAUGCUUCGGAUCAAACUCGGCAAGGUUGAGGAGAAGGUGAACCUCGAUACCAAGAAAGUUAAGGAAAAGUACAUGGGGUCGAUCACGAAGCCGGUGUGGAAGCGCAAGCAGCUGUCGCGGCUCUACAGCAUGAUCGACAUGUCUUUUGAAGAAAAGCAGACAGAGAUCACAGACGAGAUUUUAAGAUUAGAGAAACAGCACAUAUUCAGCAUGCAGUUCCAGUUGACGAUCACGUUCAGCGCCGAGCCGGCCAGCGCCGUGCUGGGCGUGCGGCUGGCCGCCGGCGACGCCAACGCCUUCCGCGACUUCGGCAAGUUCUUCAUCUCCAUGAUGCAGGGCUGGUUCCUCUGCGCGCUGCGGCCGUACGCGCGGCCGCCGGACCGCGACACGGCGGCCAAGAUCGCCGACACCGUCGCCAUGUUGGAAGCCGGCGACCUGCCCGAGGACUCCGACGAGGAGUAUUUCCCGCGCGCGCUGCUGCCCACGCGUGCCACGCUCGCCUCGCGGGCUCACCCUGACCCACCCGCGCCGCCCGACGCCGUCUGACACCGGCUUCGCAUCGAGCGGCUCGUAGCCGGCUUGAAGAAUCGAUCCAUCGUUAGAUAUAGUGAAUACAGAUUAUUUUAUUGAUAAGCUAAGACGUUCUGUUUUUUUUAUCAUUAUUGUGGUUUAUAGAAACCUAUUUUAAUUUUGUAUGUUUCAAUUUGUUCCGCCUGGCCUUGACGCUUUUUCUUAGGAUUUUUUGUACUUUAUUAAUUCGUAUCAUCGUUCCAAUUAAUUUACUAUUAAAAUUUAAAUAUUCCGAUAAAUAAAAUACUUCAUCGAAUGUAAAAUGUUAAAAUUGAAGAACAUAAAAAAUUGUGCUGUUUAUUGUUUAAAUGUAGCGUUCAAUUGUAUUCCUGUUUUUACUUUUCUACGACUAUGUUUUUAUUAGAAUUAUUUUAUUACACAUGCAGACAAGAAUCCUUACUACUUUUUAGUGAAAAGGCAGCAGGGCCAGUUUUAUUUUUGUAUAUUCGCGCCACCGCUUUCGUUCAGAAACCAUACUUGUACAUAUCCAUAGUCAAGAAGAAACCUCUCACCUUAGCCUAUGCCUUGAUAAAAAAAAAAGAAAGUCACUGUCAAUCUGACAAUUGCACGAUGUUUUUGUUGUGUACAU
Ostrinia furnacalis (Asian corn borer) is the source of this 3999-nucleotide messenger RNA. RefSeq lists its product as uncharacterized. Gene Ontology annotation, molecular function: RNA binding; RNA uridylyltransferase activity. Lineage: Eukaryota; Metazoa; Arthropoda; Insecta; Lepidoptera; Crambidae. The transcript is spliced from 12 exons. Bases 492 to 3386 code for a protein of 964 amino acids. The record is from RefSeq and is a predicted model, not a curated record.